Molecule: messenger RNA, 159 nt
Organism: Sclerotinia sclerotiorum 1980 UF-70
Lineage: Eukaryota; Fungi; Ascomycota; Leotiomycetes; Helotiales; Sclerotiniaceae
Exons: 1
Coding region: 1-159 (52 amino acids)
Source: RefSeq, a predicted model, not a curated record
AUGGCUGGGCUUUGGAUGUUGGAUGUUUUGUUGCUACGUCAUUUUUGGGGUGGCGAUGUGGUCUACUCCGUAGGUUAUUCAGUAUGGAGUAUGGAUGGAGUAAUGCAUAUGUUGAGGUUGGAGGGAACUUUUGGAUGGAUGGGGAAUUAUUAUAUGUGA